Messenger RNA from Drosophila mojavensis, 3677 nucleotides. It is a transcript of the gene Oatp74D, whose product is annotated as solute carrier organic anion transporter family member 74D. Gene Ontology annotation, cellular component: membrane. Lineage: Eukaryota; Metazoa; Arthropoda; Insecta; Diptera; Drosophilidae. The record is from RefSeq and is a predicted model, not a curated record. Gene Ontology annotation, molecular function: protein binding. Bases 587 to 3082 code for a protein of 831 amino acids. Gene Ontology annotation, biological process: transmembrane transport; sodium-independent organic anion transport. The transcript is spliced from 8 exons.
CAACAGAUCGUACAAUAUUGUGGGCAGUCAGAGAGAGAGAAAGAGGAAGUGAGCAAGAGAGAACGAGAUAGGAGAAAGAGAGAGAGAGAGAGAGAGAAAUUACACGCAUAUAUUGCGUAGCAAAAGUUCUGAAUGAAAAAAUCGAGUCAUACGGGCGGACCGAGCCACAGGCGAUAAAUCUAACAAUCCAACAAAUGCCAACUUCAACUAAAGUAAACAAUAAAUAACACUGCCAUAUUGCAACACUGAAGUAACUGACAACAAACAACGCGAACAACAACCAAAACUACCUCGUUGCUGGCCAGGCACAACAAUAAAGCGCACACACUCAACUCACACCCCAUAGGAUUGCAGAAGGAUUGCCUUUGAGAGAUUUCAGUUGAUGCAUUUCUAAUGUAGUUGCAGCCGCCACUUGCUUAGGUAAAAUGGAACCACAAAUAUCCCAGAGUCACUAAAAAUCACACAAAAUAGGAAGCAGCAGAUAAGGAACUGCAAGCAAAGAGAGUGCUCUAAUUAACGAUCAGUUGUAGCAACAGCAGCAGCAGUUAGUGAGCGCGUUCCACAUUACGUAUACGCAACGUGCAGCAUGAGCAAGAGUCAAGGCGAUGUUGAGGCGCCGCCUGUGGUGGGAGCAGCAGCUGCAGCCAAUGGACAACAGAAGCAGUCGAGGCCCAGCAAUGGCCACGCCCACCAGCAGCAACAGCAGCAGACGAAUGGCAAUGGCUACCAUCAGAACGGGGGCGGCAGGCGUGACUCGACGCAGGCCUUCACGCCGCUGCUCGCACAGCACAACAGCACAAAUGGGGGCGACGGGAGCACCGCCACGCCCACAGCGCCAACGACAAUGCUGUACGAGAGCACGCCGAGCAACAACAACGAGUGGAAGGCGUCGGAGGACAUCAACAAUCUGAAGAACGGGCUGCUGAGCAACAACAAUGGCAACGGGCACAGUCUGCGCGAAAAGUAUGCGCACGAGCAGGCACCACUGACUGGCGGCUACAAGCUGCCACCUGGCGGCGGUGCCGGUGGUGGGGCACGCGGCAGUGAGUCCGAGGAAUCCGACUUCGAUUCGGAUCUGAAUGGCGGCGGCGAUGAGGGCUCCAAUUGCGGACUCUUUGGCUGUCGGCCACGCUGGGCGCGUCGCUUUGCCUCGACGCACGUGUUCAUGGUGGUGUUCCUGCUGGCCUACAUACUGCAGGGCAUGUACAUGACGUACUUCGUCUCCGUGAUCACCACCAUCGAGAAGCUCUUCCAGAUCAAGUCGAAGACAACGGGCUUUCUGCUCAGCGCCAGCGAGAUGGGCCAGAUCAGCACUGCGAUGCUGCUCACCUAUUUUGCGGGGCGUGGCCACCGACCACGCUGGAUCGCCUGCGGCAUGGUGUUGUUCUCCAUCGCGGCCUUCGCCUGUGCCCUGCCCCACUUCAUUUUCGGCGAGCAGCUGAUGCAGUCGAGCGUGUUCCUGCAGCCACAGACGCCGGCCGUUAGCGCCGUCUCGUCCCCCCUGUGGAGCAAUGCCACAGAUCCGAAUCUCUGCACGCUGGGCGGGAACGGCACACUGGCUGGCAGCGAAUGCAAUGAGCAGCGCCAGCUGGAGCAAGCCUCGCACUCCAAGAUCACGGUCAUCGUGCUCUGCAUCUUCUUUGGCAGCCUGCUCAGCUCGGGCAUCGGGCAGACGGCUGUGGCCACCCUGGGCAUACCCUAUAUCGAUGACAACGUGGGCAGCAAGCAGUCGCCCAUGUAUAUGGCCGUUACGAUCGGCAUGCGUAUCCUGGGCCCCGCCUCCGGCUUCAUUGUGGGCAGCUUCUGCACGCGCUGGUAUGUGAACUUUGCCAAUCCGGGCUUCGAUGCCAGCGAUCCGCGCUGGAUCGGCGCCUGGUGGCUGGGACCCGUUGCCAUCGGCAGCCUCAUGCUGCUCGCCUCCAUUGCCAUGUUCUCGUUUCCCAAGCAGCUGACCGGCAAGCAGCAGACGCAGGCAGCUGCCGCCAUUGCCGCCGCUGCACCCGAGCCGGAGGAGAAACCCAAGCUGAAGGACUUCCCCAAGACUGUGCGCCGCCAGCUGAGCAACGAUAUACUCAUGUUUCGCACAGCCUCGUGCGUCUUUCACCUGCUGCCCAUUGCGGGACUCUACACAUUUCUGCCCAAGUAUCUGGAGACGCAAUUCCGGCUGGCCACCUACGAUGCGAACAUGAUCGCCGCCUUCUGCGGCAUCCUCGUCAUGGGCAUUGGCAUUGUCAUCUCAGGUCUAUUCAUAUUGAAGCGCAAGCCAACGGCUCGCGGCGUUGCCGCCUGGAUCGCCUUCACAGCGCUCGUCUACUCCGCCGGAAUGAUUAUACUCAUGUUCAUCGGCUGCAGCACCAACGAUUUUGCUGGCUACAAGCCGGGCGAUGCCAACAGCCCCGCCAUGAUUGAGCCCGCCUGCAGCGCCGUGCUCAACUGUACCUGUGAUAAGGAGAACUUCGCGCCCAUUUGCGGCACCGAUGGCAAAAUGUACAUCUCGGCCUGCCAUGCCGGCUGCAGCAGCUCCCAGCUGCGUUUCAGCGACAAUCGCACACUCUACACCGAUUGUGCUUGCAUUCCAAAUGUUGCUGAGGCAGUCACUGGUUACUGUGAUAAUAACUGCAAGAACUUCAUCUACUUUAUAGCGAUUUUUGCCAUUUGCGUAUUUAUGCAUUCCACCUCUGAGGUGGGCAGCAUGCUGCUCGUCAUGCGCUGUACACAUCCUAAAGAUAAAGCCAUGGCCAUGGGCGUCAUCCAGUCAGCCAUCGGCCUGUUUGGUAAUGUUCCUUGCCCGAUUAUCUAUGGCGCUGUGGUGGACUCGGCCUGUCUCAUCUGGAAAUCGGUUUGUGGCAAACAUGGCGCCUGUUCGCUCUACGAUGCGGACACCUUCCGGCAAUACUUUUUGGGCAUUACGGCUGGCAUUAUGUUUUUGGCGUUCCUCAUGGAUUUGGUCGUUUGGCGGAAGGCGCAUCGCAUUGAUAUUGCGCCGGACCAGCAGGACGGCACAACGAAUGCGACAGCUACACGUUUGGAUGUUUCCGAGUCUAAGCAACCCAUUGCACCGCCACCGGAUACGACGGUCUGAGUCGUGCAAAUACGAAAAAGGGAAACAACAAAACAGAACCCACAUCCACACACACACACACACACACACACACACAUUGCAAGAUUUCCAAUAAAUGUUUACCUUAAUUGUUAAUUAGUUAUCAUUUUGUCUAGUUUUUUAGCCUAGUGCAAGAGUUAUGUAUUUAGUUAAGCGGUCAUGUCUGGACCUCAAUUAAAAUUAUAAAUACGCUCAUACAUAAAAUACGUACGUACAUGCUUAUAACAUACAAUUAUAUAUAUAAACCAAUUAUUCAUGUAAAUCUCAACGUUAUAGAAAUGUAGAAAUUGUCAAACUACAUCUGUUUAGAGUUACAUCUAAUAUAAUUAUAUCAGCGACCAUAAUUUACAAGUAAAACAUUUAUUAUAUACAUAUACACACAAUACGAAAAUCUAUAUAAAUAUAUGUAUGUUUUUAUGUAUGUAUCAAAUUAUAUUAUAUAUACAUUUAAUAUAUAGUUGCAACCUAUCUGUGGUAGUUAAAUUUUAGUUAAAAUUCAAAAUAAAUGUAUAAGUUUGUCAUAUAAAAGAAGUACGAAAAGAAAUUAAUGGAAAUAUAAAUUAUGUCUAAAGUGUAA